GAUUGGAUCGGCCUCACAUUCGCGUUCUCGGCUUGCGAUUAAUUCACUGAUACGUGCCGUUUCAUCCGUUCUCACGGUCGAUCUCGACGAUCUUUGCAGACGUGAAUCGCAAACGAGAUCUCUCGGAGUUCGACAGUGGAUGUAAAUUUGUCGGUUGCCAAAUCAAUCGAGAUCGAUACGCGUCGCGGACGAACAUUAGCAUAAGGAAGGCACGAUGACACGGCGUUUUAAAUGAAUGUUGCAUCCUAAAUGAGUAACAAAUUUCCUGACAUCGUGCAAAAGCAUUGCUCGCUCGCGCGACACUAAAAUGUGACUCGUUGGUGACGACUGUGCGCGCGAUGGUAGUAGUGGUGCAGUGAUUUUUCGUGACGUUGCUGCCGAUUCCGACCACGUGACCAUAUGCGAUGCGGCGGCACUGUCGUUUCAUGAUCAUCAGAUUUUACUCGCAUCGAUAGGACACUUUUGUAACGUUGGACUUGCGCGGAUUUCUCGUUGGAUGACCGUGAGUUUCCUGGUGAGUGCAUCCUCACAUACAUGGAGUUUCAGUUGGAUAGCGCAGAAUACUGCCAGGCUCAACACAAAUAGAGAGACACGCCCAUACUCGUGCGACGAUCACAGCGGAUAUAGGUUUAGGUGGGAGCGAGGCUCAGAAAAAGAAGAGUGAAAACAUCUCGGAGAGUGGAAAAAAAAGGAAAAGGAAGACAACUCUGGAGAGAGUGAAGAAAUCGCAUCAACGGGAGGAGCCGAAAACGGAGAAGAAAAGAUCAUUAACUAGUCAAGACAUAGGAGAAUUUUUACUAGAAACAAUUAUUAAUUUACAUUAGUAGAUGCAAGCGUGUAGUUACUGAGCGCACCUGUCACACGGGAGCACCCAGUGCCAAAUAGGUAAUCUUCCGAAUCGUAAUUGAAAGGUCUCACAAGUGGGAAGAGCAUAAAAAAGCGCAUAUCAACGCCGCCUAAUGUAACGUAGCCCUUAAUUCUUUCGGCGAAGUUCGCACUCCGAUAAACCCUUCCCCCAAGGUCUCCAUGUGUAAACCCGCGGUUCUGUCCUCUGUAAAAAAAAUAAGAUAUAUUCUAUAUUAGUUAAAUGAGAGAUGAUCUUAUAAGACUGACAUUUAAUGGGCUAAGUUGUCGAAUCCAGCCUUUGUCGCUUCGUAUAGUGUGGCACGCACGACGUAGAAGACUCUGAGAGACAAGAGAGAUUGCAGGAUUUAUCUACCAAGAGUUAAAAACACCAGAAGAGGAUAGAGGUAUAUAUCUGAUCCAUCUCUGUGAGGUUCAGGAGGAGAUGAGCAACAUGAGGGUGAAGGAUAUCAGACCGGCGCCUGCCGAGAUUGAGUAUAAAAAAAUGAAGUUCCUUAUUACCGAUCGGCCCAAUGAUCAAACCAUCCAUACCUUUAUUCAAGAACUGAAGAAGCAUAAUGUCAAGGAGGUGGUAAGAGUCUGCGAACCAACAUACAAGGUUGAGGAACUCAAAUCCGAGGGAAUUAAUGUGAUAGAUUUGGUUUUCGAUGACGGUACAUUUCCACCAAACGAGGUGGUGGACGAGUGGUUCGAGUUACUGAAAAAUCGUUUCCGAGAAUCGCCCGAUGCGUGCGUAGCGGUGCAUUGCGUUGCGGGACUCGGUCGAGCGCCAGUCUUGGUCGCGAUAGCCCUCAUCGAGCUCGGACUCAAGUUCGAAGACGCCGUCGCUCUUAUCAGAGAGAAAAGACGAGGCGCCAUUAACGCAAAGCAGUUAACUUUUCUCGAAAAAUAUCGUCCAAAGUCUCGAUUAAAGCUCAAGAAUGGACAAAAGAAUUCUUGUUGCGUUCAAUAGAUUGAAUUUUUUCGAAAAGGAAAUAAAAAGAAGUCAAGAUGGAAAAAAAUCACACUAAUUCACACCGAUCGGUAUAAGUAUAGGUUUCUGCGCCUGCCGCCUGACGACACAUUGUAAUCUGUAAUGAAUGGCCUAUCAAUGGAAAUGCAACAGUGAUAAAUAUCGAUCAACUUUGAAACAUUAUCUAUUCUCAACAAGACAUUAGCGAGACCGAGCGCUUCAAAUUGCUCUCGUUUCUUUUGUGUUUUAUGAAAUUCUUGUACUUAUUUUGAUACUUUAUCAAUAUUGAUAUCGUAAUAAAAGGAAAGCCAAGACUUCCGAAAUGAGAUAAAAGAGCUAUUUUUAAAACACUUAGCAAUCGGCUAUAUACAAUUGCCAUUCAGCCUUACUCAUUUAUAAUCAUGACACGAGCUUUAUACUCGUACACAUCGUCUAAUGUAUUAUUUUAUCUCGAUACCAGAGACAAAACUGGUUUUUAAACAAUCGCAAUUGAAAAUGAAAAUUGAACAUGACAUGUUUAAUUCGAUCCAAGAAUCGUAAGAGAAAAUUGUAAUUAUAAUUAAUCGAAUAUACACACGCGCAGUACAUUAUCGAUUUGUUAUCGACUCGUGUGGAUAAUUGCGUUUGCGACAAAUGUAUAGGGAAAAAAUAUAUAUAUAUAUAUAUAUAUAUAUGUGCAAGUAUUCUUAGAACUUUUGGAUUUUUAAUAGAUAAUUUGGAAAUUACCAAAGUGGCGUUGUACAAUGGCAAAUUAUACUUUGAGAUAUUAAGGGAACAAUAAAUUGCAACAAAGUACACCGCUUCACAAAAAUAUGUAAACGUACGAAGAAAAAUAUUCAAAAUUAACAUGCAUCUAAUCUGACGUUUCUUUCUUUAAAAUAAAAGAAAUAAAAAAAAACAAACAAUAUAUUGAAGCCGUCUGCCUUAAAUAAUAAACGUACCACUCUUUAGACAAGUUUUGUAUGCAUCUUUUCACGUCACACGUCGCGUCUAUGGAAUAAGAAGGAGAUAGUGUGCGUGUAUUUCUGUCAAACGGAUUGUCCAUUUUGAUAUAAUGUAUUAGUAACGGUUCGCAAGAAGCGUGAAAUUUCAAGUGGUGCUCGAGGUCGGUUAUCUGCAGGAUAUAUAUGAUACAUCGUGAUAAAAAAUGAUCACUUUUAUAUAAUAACGGAGUACACUGUAUGCUAACAAAUAUCACAAUCGCGAACAAUUGAGUGGCAAUUUAGUUUUCGUCGUCAUUAUAGAAUAUUAUGUACAAUAUUAAGAUUAAUUUUAGCUAAUAAAGCGUCGUUAGGAAGGAACAAUAGGAUGGAUCGCAUAAUUUGCCAGAAAUUUCACGUGUGAAGCGUGCAAAGCAUUUAAGAAUCGUUGAAAGAUCGAGAUUGUGAAGAAUUAAACCUGUAAAGGUACAACUUUACAAGAGAGAAAACAAGUAAAAUAUAUUGCGUUGCAUUUCCAAUGGCAUGCCGAACCGCCGAUGGAUGUUGUUAACUCUUAUUGAACAUGAAAUCUGCGUAAACUUGCGAAUGACGGAUAACUACUGACGGGAAACUAAACGCAAAGUAAAGUCACUCCAGAGCUGUAUAUCACGUUUAUUGUAGCUCAAGGACAAUUUCACCAAAAUCCUUUGCAUAUCCAACUUUAGUGAAGAAAAUAGAUUUUUCAAUCUAAUACACGAGCAUCUCUUUUUGCAUAAAGUGUCGCGCAUUGUCGUCUUCUAUUUUGGUAAAAUUGUCAGUGAUGCUGUACGCCACACUAAACUGUGUUCAAAGGAUAUAAAGCGAAAAGAAUCCACUCGUAAAAUAAUAACGAAUAUUAAUACUUAGAAUAUUUCACGGCGUGUCUGCUGAUUUCACGUGAAUGUACGUUGUUUCAUACUCGUGACCGCUGUCUUUCCGCUUUCUUCACCGUCCCGCUCGAUCGCAAGCAGCAAUUGUUGUAUAAACAAACUCCGUUACGAACGGUCAAUCGAGCCCGAGUUUAAUCGAGUUUCAAUCGCGCAAUUGUCGUAUCACUCGAACGCGACAAUAAUUAUUAUUACACGCGAUAUAUCAUGUGCUUGUUAAUCGCGCGCUUGUUAAUCCCCUUUUAUUCCAUAACGACAACACGCAGCAUGAUACGAGAGCAUCGAUACGAAUAUGUACGAUCGAUCUGCUAAUCGAUCGCGCGACAAACGCGAUGACGAGGUGUUUAUCAUUUUUCUUCACGCGUUAUUUCAGGUACAUUCACCACGUGAUCGCAGACUCGGAUUGAAAUCACAAUCUGGUACAUCUCUUCUUUUUUCUAAUAUCGAAAACUGCAAUAUUUUUUACCAGAGGAUGGAACGAGGGAUAUUCGUAAAAACAACAACAAUUCAAUCUUAGACGCAAAAGUACGUUAUCGUUUCUAUUGUUUAAUCCUAGUUCAAUUGCAAUAGUAGAAAUCGGACAUGUCUUUUCGUUUUUCUUUCGAGAGACACACACAUCAGGAAGGUAUUCGUGACGAAUGAUAAGUGCAUCUUUGAAAAAGAGUUACCAGGAUAAUUUUCAUUAUUUAAUCAUUACUUUUCUGCAUAUCGAUUCACUUCUUCAAAGAGAAUAAUUGUUGAACAACACAAGAAAUGUCUUUUUUAUAUAUAUAUAUAUAUAUAUAUAUAUAUAUAUAUAUAUCUGUGAUACAAUUUUUCUUAUGUGCAUGAAAAAAGAAACAUAGACUGAAAAGUAGGAUAGAAGGAGGCGGAAAAUCGGGAUUGUUGAAACUGUGAUGCUAACCGUAACACUAAUAGUUUUCCAUUAUGCACGAUCCGCAGUUUUAUUUGAAAAAGAAAAGAUUGAUCUGUUUAAGCACAGGUUAAUGUUUGCGAAAAUUAUUCCGCAGUGCAAUAAUGUAAAAGCUGUGUAAUGUAACAGCUGAAAUGUGGAAUAUAGUUUACUUCUCGAAGAAAUGAAUCGAAUUGCUAUAAAUAACACAAAUGCAAUUGUAGUUAAAGUAAAUUUUUUAAUAGUGCUAUUUAAUGUGAAUCCAAAUAAUACAAUGGUCUUUUGUAUCGAUGAAAACUUGUUGCGUUUGAUUACAUGUCUAAUGUGAAUAUUCAAAGAACAAGAAACAAUUUAGAUAGAGCAAAGAAAAAAAUUCUCUAUUUUAAACCGACGGAUAAUAAAAUAAAGAAAACAAAUACUUUCUGCAAGUUUCAAGCAACAAAUAAAAGUGACGAGAGUUAGCGCAAUUUAAACCAAUUAUUUAAUUUCUAAAUAUAAUUUUCAAUCCGUUCUUUUUAUUGCUUUUGACUAAAUUAAGAAGGAAAAAGUAAAGGCUAGGCUGUAACACAUUAAUGAUGAAAUAAAAAAAAAUGAAAGUUGUUUUGUGAAAAAAAGGAAAAACGAUGUUUUAUAUAAUGAUUCUUUAUACUUUGAUGUGUAUUGUAAAAAUAAAGUUUCUACCUUUAUUCCAGAGGAAUGCUAUAUGUA
Molecule: messenger RNA, 5262 nt
Organism: Ooceraea biroi (clonal raider ant)
Lineage: Eukaryota; Metazoa; Arthropoda; Insecta; Hymenoptera; Formicidae
Product: protein tyrosine phosphatase type IVA 1
Biological process (GO): protein dephosphorylation
Source: RefSeq, a predicted model, not a curated record